AUGGGAGGAGGAGCACUUGCGCUCGCAACAUUGUCAACUAUCGGUCUCGGUGCCUACGCUGCUGUUAAAAGAGUCCAAUCGAAAAGACCUAAUCCCCUUACUGAUUCUCCACCGAUCAAUGCUUCUUCUGCAGAAGAGGAAGCUUUUAUUCAGGAAUUUCUGAAGAGUGCGGAAGCAGAUGAAAACAAAAAGGGACAACAUUGA
Racocetra persica is the source of this 204-nucleotide messenger RNA. The record is from the annotation of a GenBank genome assembly. NCBI's taxonomy places the organism in Eukaryota, Fungi, Glomeromycota, Glomeromycetes, Diversisporales, Gigasporaceae.